Pipistrellus nathusii (Nathusius's pipistrelle) is the source of this 927-nucleotide messenger RNA. The record is from the annotation of a GenBank genome assembly. NCBI's taxonomy places the organism in Eukaryota, Metazoa, Chordata, Mammalia, Chiroptera, Vespertilionidae.
AUGAUCGGCCAGAAGACGCUCCACUCCUUCUUCUCCCCGAGCCCCGCCGGGAAGCGACGCGCCCGCAGCCCCGAGCCGGCCGCCCCGGGGACCGGCGUGGCGGCCGUGGGUGCAGAGGUCAGCCCCGCCAAGAAGGCCCGGGCGGAGCAGGAGGAGCCCGGCACACCGCCCUCGUCGCCGCUGAGCCCUGAGCAGCUGGACCGCAUCCAGAAGAACAAGGCCGCGGCCUUGCUCAAACUCGCGGCUCGCAACGUGCCGGUGGGUUUCGGUGAGAGCUGGAAGAAGCACCUCAGCGGAGAGUUCGGAAAACCGUAUUUUAUAAAGCUGAUGGGAUUUGUUGCAGAAGAAAGAAGACAUUACACUGUUUAUCCGCCCCCACACCAAGUCUUCACCUGGACCCAAAUGUGCAACAUAAGAGAUGUGAAGGUUGUCAUCCUGGGACAGGAUCCAUAUCAUGGACCCAAUCAAGCUCACGGGCUCUGCUUUAGCGUUCAAAGACCUGUUCCGCCUCCGCCCAGCUUGGAAAACAUUUAUAAAGAGCUGUCUACAGACAUCGAAGGUUUUGUCCAUCCUGGCCAUGGAGACUUAUCUGGCUGGGCCAAGCAAGGUGUUCUCCUACUCAACGCUGUCCUCACCGUCCGGGCGCAUCAGGCCAAUUCUCACAAGGAGAGAGGCUGGGAGCAGUUUACCGACGCGGUCGUGUCCUGGCUGAAUCAGAACUCCAGUGGCCUCGUCUUCUUGCUCUGGGGCUCUUAUGCUCAGAAGAAGGGCAGUGCCAUCGACAGGAAGCGCCACCAUGUGCUGCAGACCGCCCACCCCUCCCCUCUGUCGGUGUACCGAGGGUUCUUUGGGUGCAGACAUUUCUCCAAAACCAACGAGCUGCUGCGCAAGUCCGGCAAGGAACCCAUCAACUGGAAGGACCUGUGA